UGGCGUUAAGAGAGUGCGCGCGCAUAUUCGGUUACGGAACGAUAAAUGUGAGAGAAUCGAGGAAUAGGUGUUUUGCGCUAAAGCUUUAUUUGUUUACUUUCAUAUUUAUACGGUUGAUAUAUCGGAUGUUCCUUGUAACUAUUGUUGGAUGUUAUUUAUGAGAAAUUCAGUUUACCAAAGAGAUUAAAAAUGAAAAAUGAUUUUUAAGAAUUUAAUAGUAACGCAAAGAGAAAUGAGUUUGGGAAGAUGAUAGUUAAUGGAAAAAGUGGUUAAAAAGUAAAGAAAUGAGCAAUGAAAUAAAUAAAGUGAAAAGUAAUGAAAAGAUGAAUGAAAAUAUGAAACAUGAAUAUGAAAUUGAACAUUUUGUGCCUUAAUGAAGUUUACAAUUGAAUUGUUAAAACAAAAAUUUAUACAAAAGUGAUUAUAAUACCGUUAUAUACAGAUAUACAAAAUAUAUGAAUUGGUGAAGAAAGUGUGAGUGGAAAUAUUCUGUUAAAAGUGAAGGCUAAAAUCCACAGAAAUUAAACAUGUUAAUCCUGAAAUUACAUAUAAUGUUUACACAUUUCGUGUUGUUGCUGUUGUUGACAUCAAUGCUAUGUCUGCAACAGUGCACGGACGCUUACCGCCACAAGGCGGCCAAUUACGAACUCUUGGACAACGACUCUCGUUUCAUAUCAUAUCAAGAUUUAAUGUCGACCUCGAAACGUUUCAACGAUCCAAACACGACUUACUUUGCGCAAAUGUUAUUUGAUGUGGCGCGAAAUCAGGUCAUUGUUGGUGCACGCGACUCAAUUUAUCGCAUGUCCUUCGAUUUGGAGCCACUGGAACGUGCCAUUUGGGCAGCACCGCCCGAACAGAUCGGCAUUUGUCAGGUAAAAGGCCAGUCGGAGCGUUUGUGUCGCAACUAUGUGCGCGUACUGCAAAGCUAUGGUGAGAAUCAGUUGUACGCGUGUGGGACGAACGCCUUUCAGCCGCAAUGUUCAUGGCGCCAGAUGGAGAACCUUACCAUUGUGGCCUAUGAUAAUGGGGUGGGAAAGUGUCCCUUCAAUCCGCAUUCGAGCAUAACGAGUCUAAUGUCCAGCACUGAUAAAAUGUUUGUGGGCACAGCGACGGACUUCUCAGGUGGCGAUGCGGCGAUUUUGCGCACCGAGGUGCAGCCAAAGAAAAUUUUCGGCUAUCGCCACAUUGUACGCACGCAGCAAUACAACAACAAUUGGUUGAAUAAUCCGCACUUCGUGGGCAACUUUGAGGCUGGCAGUUUUGUUUACUUUCUCUUCCGUGAGCCGGCCGUGGAGUAUAGCAAUUGGGGCAAGAUAAUCUACUCGCGCAUUGCACGCGUUUGCAAAAAUGACGUCGGGGGCGAUCACAUUUUGAAAAACAGUUGGACUUCCUUCGUCAAGGCGCGCUUGAAUUGCUCACUACCUGGCGAAUAUCCGUUUUAUUUUGAUGAGAUACAAGGCAUGACCUACUCGGCGGAUGAAGAUGUACUAUAUGCGACCUUUUCAACGCCAGAGAACAGCAUUCACGGCUCAGCGGUCUGUUCGUACAAUCUCUCUGCCAUAAAUGCCGCCUUUGACGGCCCAUUCCGCUACCAAGACUCCGCCGACUCCGAUUGGCGUGUGGUAGAUAUGCCUCAUCGCAGUCAGUUCCAAUGUGAGACUCCCUCGCCAGAUAUGCGCUACAAACGUCUGCUCGAGUCGUCGAAAUUCCAACUUAUGGCUCAAGCCGUACAACCAAUGACCGAUCAGCCGCUGUACUACUCCAAAUUGGAGCGUUUCCAGCAUGUAGCUUUGGACACAUUGCAUACGAAAACCGAGAAGGUGCAUGUCUUGUUCAUUUCGACGGAAGAUAAGCGCAUAAAAAAACUGUCGGUCAAGCAUCAGUUAGAAGAGCGUCGUGCACAGACGUGCCUGAUUGAGGUGUGGCAGUCGGCGGAGUAUAGUGGCGCUGAUGGCGCGAUUUUAAAAAUGGAGUAUCUGAAAGUAACCGAGUCGCUGUAUCUUGGCACGGAGCAGUCGCUGGUGCGCAUACCAGCGCAGCGUUGUAGUCGUCAUGUGUCGCAAAGCAGCUGCCUGAAUGCUAUGGAUCCGUAUUGCGGUUGGAAUGAGCUAAUUGAGCGUUGCACGCCACAGGAAUUGGUGCAGCAAUUGAACAAGUUUUGGCUACAACCCGAUACUUUGCAGUGCCCCAUUUUGAACGCACCCAUCGACGGCGCUUGGUCUACCUGGUCGGAGUGGUAUAAAUGCAAGAAGCAAGGCGAUGAUGAUGGCAAUUGUAUGUGCCGCUCGCGCGAAUGCAACAAUCCAUUGCCGCAAAAUGGUGGGCGCUCCUGUGAUGGCAUAACAACAGAAGUGACCAACUGUACCGUGCAUGGUGACUGGACGAACUGGUCCGAAUGGUCCGCUUGCUCGCAGUCCUGCGGAAUUGCAGUGAAGACGCGUCGACGCUCGUGUGGCAAUCCGAAACCAGCGCACGGUGGACGCACCUGCGUAGGUGAUGAUCAUCAGGAGAUGUAUUGCCGUCAUUUACCACCUUGCCCCACACCGAAGUUACAAGCGAUCGAUGGCGGCUGGGGUCCUUGGGGUGUGUGGAGCGAAUGUAGCGCCCAGUGUGGCGGUGGCUUUCGUAUACGUCGCCGCGAAUGCAACGAUCCGGCGCCACAAAACGAUGGCCAGGAAUGUCCAGGUUGUGCUAUCGACUAUGAAGUGUGCAACGUGCAUGCCUGCCCCGAAGUGAAGAAACUAAGUUCGUGGACGCCUUGGUUGGUGGAGUACAACGACAGUCGCAAGAGCGCAGAAGCCAGUGGCACCUAUGUCGAGCGUCGGUUUAGAUACGCCUGCCGUGGUAGUACCACCGAUAUGAACAGCUUGCGCAUAUCAUUAGCUAAGGAAGAGACGCGCACAUGCCAUGCGGAUGGCAGUUGCCAACGACAUCACGAGGUGUACGGCGCCUCAGCGGUUGCAGCUGGCCAACUAGCAGCGGCAGAGGAGCGUGAAGAGUAUAGUGAAUGGGGUCCAUGUAGUGCUAGCUGCGGUGGUGGCAUGCAAUAUCGCCUGCAUGAAGGUGGUGGUGGGCCCAAGCAUCGAGGACGUCAUGCCACACUAGCGCGUGUGUGCAACAUACAAGCUUGUGAAGAACCGGCCGCGGCGCCGGCAGCGAAUCUGAAUGAGGUUGUGUUGGCGCAUGAGUGGGGUUGUUGGACCGAUUGGUCACCAUGCUCGGUGACUUGCGGCAUGGGUAUUAGACGACGCACGCGCCGGUGCCUGGGCGGCCACGAUAAGCUGUGCAAUGGGAAGGCUAUUGAGGAGGAAAAGUGCGCCAUGACGCCUUGUACUGAUUUUGUUGGUUGGAGUGCAUGGAGCGCUUGGUCGGAAUGCUCCAGCGAUGGAAUACGCAUAAGGCAUCGCAAAUGUUUGGUAGAUGUGCCCUCACCGUCCGAGUGCCGUGGUGCUGAGUUUGAGAAGACUGCAUGCCUGGCGAAAGAAUAUGAAGCCGUCCGCCUAUCGUCUUCUACUUCAUGGCCUUGGAUCAUCCUACUAGUAUCUAUAAUCUACAUCGCCACCAUCAUUGGCACUUUCUAUCUGACCAAACGUUUUAUGAAACCCAUCGAUUUGGGAUUGAAUAAGAAUAACACACCUGCUGCGCCCAACUACGACUCCUAUGCCAAUCAGUAUUCCAGUCUACCGACAAAGGAUUCUUUAAAUUUACAGAUCUACGAGGUGCGACCGAAAGUGAAACGACAAUCCAGUUUCAAUAUGUGCUCACCAUCGCCAUCGAAGAGCUGCAAUACGGGCACACUAACGCGAAAUAAUAUGACACACAAUCACACACCCAAAGUGUUGGCGAAGACUUACAAUGACUGCGAGACGGGCACAUUGAAGCGCAACUCCCAUCAGCUGAACAAUUAUCGUUCGAAUAUUGAUGAUGAGAAGUUCUAGUGGCGCAAAGGCAAUGGGCGGUACUACAAUACCACCACGCAAGGGGGGUGAGAGCGCGUAUUGGAUGUGGCUAAAGGAAGCGCUUCAAUAGCUUCUCAACUGAUCACUGAUGUGUGUGAACACUGCCUUUAUUAUAGUAGACUAAAUAUACUCGUACCUUUGGUUGCUCAAAUGUGCCCUUAGCUGCUUGGCAGCUUGCCGAGAUGCGUCCUAAACUGGUUACGUCAACUGGUUAUGUAGAAUUGUGUAAAUAUGUCUGCGGAACGCUUCGUGAAAUGUUGUAUAGUAUCAUUUUAUGUGCCAUUAGAGGCGCUAAGUCUGCCACAAAAAAAAAAACGAAAAAAUAAGAACAAGAAGAAGAAGAAGAAGAAGAAAUAGUAAUACAAAACAUAUUCAACUCGAAUAUGUUUUUCAGAAUGUUGAUCUGCAGUAAAAUAAGAUUUCUACAUUUGUUGUUGUAAGCGCUUUGCUAAGAGAAAUGUUUGUCCAGUGAAGUGCAUUUACUAAUUGUAAGCCAGAAAUUACUCAUAUUGAGUAUUUAUUUUUAAUUUAAAAGAACUUUUUUUUUUAAUAGUGCAUAAUUUAGUGUGUAUGAAUUUUUAUAUGUAUAUGUAUUUAUAAAGUAGUUAAGGAUAUAAAUUUAGUGGGAAAAUUUAUCGAGAACGUAGACAAAUAAGCUUAGCUGCAAUCUUGGCCUUACUAUUAUUUAAUGCGCAGUGUUUGAUUUUUAUAUUAUUUUUAUUUUUUAUUUUUUUUUAUUUUUUGUAUUAAUUUAUUACAAUUUUAUUUAUCGCAAUUAAACACUUUUUUCUAUUAAUUUAUAAUUUUUUUAACGAAAAUAAGCACUUUUUGUUUUUUUGUGCUUUUUUUAUUAAUUUAUGACACUUUCAUUUAUCGCAAUUAGAUCUUUUUUAGUUUCAAAAUGACAAAAAAUUAUGAAAAAAUUUAGAUAGCAAACAAUUUAGAAUCAAACAACGAGUACCAAAAAAUUAGGAACAUUUCUUAAUUAAUUUUCAACAUUUUUAGAUGAACUUCUUUGAAAUUCUAGCGAUAAAGCAGUAUUGAAGUUGUUUACAUAUGAGUACAGGGCCCGGCACUCGAAGUGUAACCAAUUAAAAAGGCCAUAAAUUUAGUUUGGAAAAUUACUUUUAUUCAAUUCAAAGUAAAAAAUGUGUGAAAAUAAUACAAAAUUAAGAAUCAAUGUACUUUUGCUCGAUAUGCCCACCUUUUGCCUUGACCAUGGUCUUGAGACGGUCCAGAAACGAAUCGCAAGCUGCCCGAAUGUGACUUGCAAGUGUUUUGGUCCACUCGCGAGCAAUGCCUUUUUACAGGGCCUCGAGACUGGGGCAUCUUUUAGUUCAGACCUGGCGCUCCAAAAUGGUGCAAAGAGAAUAAUCCAACAGAUUCGCGUCUGGUGAAUUUGAGAGCCAUUGUGUAGACGUUAUGAAAUUUGGAGCGUGGUUUUUUAGCCAUUCGUGGUUCACUCGAGCUUUGUGAGACGAUGCCGAGUCUUGUUCAACGUGACGUUGCAGUCUUUUGAUGACCACCUCCAUGGCAUUUCGCAAUGCUACCAGUAUCAUUGUAAUGAGUAAUGGCGCGAUAAACAAAAACUUUAUUUACUUUAAGGUGUUCGAGCUCACGAACAAUUGCUGGUUGUGAUUUUCCAUCCAAAUAUAAUGAAAUUUCACUAUUACGUUUGAAAACGGUGUUUAGAUUGUGCGGAAUCUAAUGCGAAUAAACUUUUUUUACCAUGCAAAAUCAAAUUGCUGCUCCUCAUACUAAUGCCCGAGAACGCCCCAAUCGCAUAUUAGGUGAAAUCACUUAUUCCAAUUUAUUGUUGCUGGGCUACUGCACCAUAUAAUGAUUUUGGUUCGUCGAUGCACUCUUGCCUAUUAAUUCACGUUGAAAUUUGUCAAAAAUAAACGCAUUAGAAUGUUCGAGGUAUAAUUCCAUUUUUAUUCAUUCAAAAAAUUUAUGAUAAUAAAAUGAAAUGCCUUAAACAUCAAAAGAUGCCUCACACUGGCACGGCGCUUGUGGUAAAAUAUGUCAAACUUUCCAAUGGAAACACCAGACGGCGCCUGGUUUCUGGUAUUAGAAAUGCUCGAGGCCGGAACGAGGCCUAAACGCCCAGGGUGCGUGAAAAAGAAUUUGGAGUAUGCAGAAAUGUUGCUUUGAAAUAAAAUAAGUUAAGAGGACUUUUUAAUAUUUUGAAUAUUUUUUUAUUUUUUUGGGUUGCCAUUUUCUCGGGGUUUCACAAUUAUUUUGAUUUCAAAUUUCCAAUGCGCACUUAUUAAAGGUGGUGGCACUAGACCAGCAACAAUGUUUUAUACGUUUGAUUGUCACGGCAAAGUAUUGGAAAAGUAGAAAACAAAAAAUUAAUUCGCCUUGUUUUAUUCUGUGCUGACAGCCACAUGGACAUAGCGAAAGAAAAAAAACACAAAUCAGCUGAUUUACCAACACUUAAAUUAAUAAAUUUUUAUUAAUAUAAUUAAAUUAAUUAAAUUUUUAGCACGUUUUAAAUACAAAAUAUAUAUAUUUUUUCCAAAAAUUCUAAAACAAAAUUUAUACAAAUAUGAAAAGAACAGAAGAAAGACUAUAGAAAAAGGUAUUUUACUUUAAAACUCCGUAUCAAAAUUUUCGAAAUUGAAAAGAUCUAAAAAUUAUAAAAUUUGUUUCAAAACCUUUCCAGUUAACUGUUUAUAUUAAUAAAGCCUAAAAAAAAAUUAGAAAAAUUUAAAGCCAUGCCUUAAAUGCUUGAAUCCUCUUGACAUGGAAUUGCUAAAUUUUCAAAUUUAUUUUUGAACUAAAUUUUCUGAUUUAAAAUUGGCAGUCGUAAAUAAAUGUAAUUUUUUAAAUACUUUUCAUACAUAUUUUAACUAUCCUUUUUUUAAAUUUCGUAAUUAGUUUUAGUUUUGGACUUGACUU
Molecule: messenger RNA, 6863 nt
Organism: Anastrepha ludens (Mexican fruit fly)
Lineage: Eukaryota; Metazoa; Arthropoda; Insecta; Diptera; Tephritidae
Gene: Sema5c
Product: semaphorin-5B
Exons: 11
Coding region: 528-3938 (1136 amino acids)
Biological process (GO): semaphorin-plexin signaling pathway; neural crest cell migration; axon guidance
Molecular function (GO): semaphorin receptor binding; chemorepellent activity
Source: RefSeq, a predicted model, not a curated record